This is a messenger RNA of Vicia faba (fava bean), 1476 nucleotides long. The record is from the annotation of a GenBank genome assembly. Lineage: Eukaryota; Viridiplantae; Streptophyta; Magnoliopsida; Fabales; Fabaceae.
AUGGCUUCAGCCAAUGGUUCACCUAUCGCAGAAGGAACUACUGUCCAUGUCCAUGGGGAUUAUGCUGAUCAACAACCUGACCUGUCCUACACCAGUUAUGUUCAACAACCAGGCGUUCAUAAAUCAGAAGCCAUGCCUUAUCGUUCUUCGGUAUCACAUUCUGUUGGCAUGCAAUAUAAGCCUAUCAAUGGUUCUGUAUUUCCAAAAAAUUAUCCAAAAUCUUCUACCUUAGAGAAUCAAAACAGCUCACAGUAUGCACAUAGAACUGGCAGUUUAACUAGCAGGUUACCCAAGAUUUUGACUGAUACCAGAAAAGAAAUGGAAAUUCAAAAAAAGGCUCCUCAUUUGCAUUCUAAUUUUACAGCUGCCGCACCUCCAAGGACCUAUAACCAAACAGGAAAUUUUCCAUCAUUUGCCAACCCAAGAAGCCACGUCUUCCCGCAUACUAACUACAGGCCAAAUGCCUCUACUAACUACAAACCAAGUGCCUCUACGAAUUACAGACCCAAUGCCUCUACCAACUACAGACCAAAUGCCUCUACCAAUUACAGACCCAAUGCCGCUACCAACUACAGACCAAAUGGUAGUGUGUCUAAUGUAAAUGAUAGACUUUUGUUGAGUGAGGAAUUCAGAAGUGGAGUACCUGAAAUGUCAAAGGAAAUGACUCGGGGUCCUCGGUUUCAUAAAAAUAGUUCUCAACCACAAUCAUCAGUUGAAAAGGAUGAGUUUGCAUUCACAGUAUCCAGAGAUCGAUAUAACCUUCCAGAUUUCAAAACUAAAUAUGAAAAUGCUAAAUUUUAUAUGAUUAAAUCUUUCAACGAAGAUGACAUUCACAAGGGUAUUAAACACGACGUUUGGACAAGCACUCCACAUGGAAAUAAGAAGUUGAACGCUGCAUUCCAAAAUGCAGAAGCUAAAUUAUGUGAGACAGGCACCCAGUGCCCAGUCUUCCUCUUCUUUUCGGUUAAUGCAAGUGGGCAGUUUGUUGGAGUAGCUGAGAUGCUUGGUCCAGUGGACUUCAAAAAAGAUAUGAAGUUUUGGAAACUCGACAAAUACAACGGUUUCUUCCCAAUUAAGUGGCAUAUUAUAAAAGAUGUUCCCAACCCCCGGUUUGUGCACAUCAUCCUUCAAAAUAAUGAGAACAAGUGUGUAACUUUCAGUAGGGACACACAAGAGAUUGGACUGAAAGAGGGUCUGGAAAUGCUGAAAAUAUUUAAAAGUUAUCAAGCUAAGACUUGUCUAUUGGAUGAUUUUGAUUUCUAUGAAAACCGAGAGAAGUUAAUACAUUCCCAAAAGAUUACUCAGCAGCAUACAGGCCCAAAACAGGAAGUGUACAACAAUGAUGGUUACUAUAACACUACGAAGGCGAGAGAGGAGGAAAUAGAGAUGCAUUCAAGUGGUAGUAAUCAAGAAAAUCUGGUCAAAUUAACCAAGAAUCUCUCUCUUAAUCCAUCUGUAAGACAAGGCUUUAGAUAG